AAUGGCAUCUGAUGAUCAAUAGUGUCCAGAAGUUGUCGGAGUGAGAUAGAAAUGUGGUCUAGGCUCUCUGCCUUCAGGGCGAAACUGGUAUUUUUUAAGACAUUGUUUAACUUUAAAUUUUUUGCCCUUUUGUCCAGAUAAAUAUAUAUUCCCCCCUCUGACAAAUAAAUGUAUGUCAAAAAUUACAGCUUUGGGGGCGAGGGAAAGACGAGGCAUGAGGCACAGCUCCUUUACAAGACCACCUGGGACGAGUCUCAAGGCCUGACGCCCUUUUGGUAACACAUUGGCUCUACCACUGCCCAGGAAGGCGGGCUGGGGCAGCAGGGAAGACAUGUCCAAGGCAAAUCUUGUAGCCACACUGCCGUGCACGUCCUGUUAUUCUUUUUUGUCACCAUGGGAAGGGAAUGGCAGCAAAAAGCAGCAUCCCUCUUAUACAUGGAGAAACAGAUUCUAGAGUGAGGAAGACCAUAGCACCCUUUGCCCUUAUGAGAAACCCAUAAUAGCGAAGUGUGUAAACAUGGGGACUGUGGACUGCCUGCCAGUGAUCCCCAACUCCACUACUUAUGAGCACUGUGAUAUUGAACAAGUUAAUUAACCUCUCUGUGCCCUAGGUAUUUUAUCCAUAACAUGGCAAUAAUAAUAAUUGGUCACUUUCUUAACUGUAAAAUCAGGAUAAUGAAUUAUGAGGAUUAAAUGAAUAUAAAGCACUAACCAGAAUGCCUGAUAAGUAGUAAGGACUCAGUAUAAUUUUUUCCAGAAAUAAUGUUCAAAUGUAGGGGUAAGAGAUUAAGAAAAACGGAGGGUAGACAUUGGUGAUUACUUCAAAUAACAAUGUGGAGUUAUUUUAAAGGCAGAGAUCCUUCAGAUGCUGUGAAUCGAGUCACCGAAAAGCAGAAAAGGCCACAGAAGCUUGACCAUUACCUUCCAGAGAGGAACAAUCAAUUUUUGAAAAUUUGGCUAAAAAAAUACCCUUGGCUUGUAUAUGAUGAGAUACUAAAUCUUAUGUUCUGUGACCUGUGUCGUAAGCAUGGAGUGAAGUCAAGGGGAAAUCAAGUGAGUUUUUUUUAUGGCACUGACAACUUUAGGACUGAAUUUCUCCAUGCACAUCAUCUCAGCGAGGCUCAUGCCAGGGCUUCAUUAAUGGAAGCAACAAGUGGUUCUCCAGUGAACAGAGCCACCACGGAGCUGAUGGUGAGGACUGUGAGCAAAGUAACCCUCGGGAGAGUAGAGAACUUAUUCAGAUCGUGUCACGCUAUCGCCAAGACUGGACGUCCCCUCAAAGAUUUUAUUUGGAUGUGCAAGUUGGAUGACAUGAAGGGUGUUGAUAUUGGCCCAGUAUUCAGAACUAACAAAUCAGCAAGAACAUUUACAUAUUUUAUUGCUGAAGUGGAACGGAAAAAUCUAAGAGAUAAACUAGUAAAAAGUAAGUUUUUCUCCAUCAUCAGUGAUGGAAUCACAAACAAUUCAGCCAAGGAAGCUGAACUUGUCUAUGUGCAGUUUGCACAUGCAGGAAGAGUGCAUUGCCAAGUUGUCGGGGUACAAACAGUGGAAAAGAGGGAUCCUCUGGCAAUAAAAAAUGCCAUUGAGAAAACUCUGGAGAGGAAUCUUCAACUUAGGCUGUCGAACCAAGACUGGACAAAGAAACUGGUUGGUUUUGGAAGUGGCGGUGCGCCUGGCUCAGAGAGAGAAAGCAAUGGGGUGGCCCUGAUUUUAAGAGAAAUCCAGCCAUGUGUGCUGACUGUGUAUUGCUUUGCACAUCAUCUUGAACUAUCUUACAAGGCAGUGUUCCAGAGCAUUCCCCUGUACAACAAUGUGAGAGACCUUCUUUACAGCCUUUAUCACUUCUAUCAUAAUUCUCCUCCUCAUAAAAUUUCUCUGAUAACUGCCUUCAAAGACCUUCGCCUCCGACCUGUGAUGCCUUCUCAGGUAGGAGGCAGGAGGUGGCUUCAGGGAUUACAGGCAGCCCUCCAGAACUUUCUCAAGGGAUAUCCUGCAAUUGUCCAGCAACUGAAUUCACCUAUGUUACAGGCAAAUGAACGCGGAAGUGACACCAGUCAUCAGAAAGCCAAAGAACUUCUAGAGUUACUUCUGCAAGCAGACAUCGUUAAAUUCAUUCAUUUCUUGGUGGAUGUCAUCAGUGUCCUUAGUAUUCUGUCCCGAGUCAAUCAGAACAGAAAUUCUUCAAUUGCUGAUAUAUUUGCCACCUUACAGUCCACACUAGAAAUACUCAGAAUGUAUCAAACAAGACCAGGGCCAAAAGAACGUAGGGUGGAUUCAGUCACACACUUUCAUGGUAAGUGCCUCAGAGGAAAGGGAAACAUUUCUGACGUGAGAAACACUGUUUUAACACAUCUUAUCAAGAGGCUGCGAGGCUGUUUCAGAGAUGCCGGCCAAGAUGUGGUGAAGGCAACCAUGAUUGGAAGCUUUAAGCUGUGGCCCACAAAGAUAAAUCAAGAAUUGGGAGAAAAAGAAGUAUCCAUCCUGAUUGCACAUUAUGAACCAGUAUUGGAAGCUGCCAAUGUGAAAAUUGAUGAAGUGGACACUGAAUGGAGCAUGUUGAAAUUAGAGAUUUAUGCUAGAUUUCAGAACAUCCGCGAAUUGACCUGGGAUGUUGUGAAUUCUGUUUACUUACCCAAGUAUCCAAAUAUCUUGACACUAGUGGACCUCGUGCUGACCCUCCCUGCAAGUUCAGCUGAGGCGGAACGCGGCUUUAGUCAGAUGAAACGCACCAAGUCACAGAUGCAUGCCAAGAUCAAGGCUGAUAGUAUGACAGAUCUGCUGAUAAUUCAGUUGAAUUCUCCGGACAUCAAUAACUUUGACCCUAGGAAAGCUAUCCAUUUAUGGAAUACGAGAACACCAUCUUCAACUGGUGACACAAGACCUAAUUCAGAUUGCUCAUCAAACCCAGAAAGCCAUUAUGAAAGUGAUUAGUAAUGUGACAAAUGUCAACUUUGUUAUUGAUCAUAUCAAAAAAAAGAUUAGUUUCAAAAACCUGAAAUUUAAAAGUACAACAGUCAUCAGUCUUCACAUCAAACACAAAAAGCAUUUGGCAUCUUCCAGACGUACAAACCGAAAAUCCAAAGAUUAGUUUUCUUGUAACUUUUUAAUUCUAUUUCUAUAUUCACACAUUCUUUGGGUGGAAGUGUAUAAUUCUAAGCAAUGGUGUUAUUUUGAUGUCAUCUUUCUGGGUGUUAUUGCUAAGGGUUGCCAGACUAUGAUCGUGGUCUGAGUUCCUUUAAGCCUGGCAUAAAAUUAUUUUUCCUGGAUAA
This is a messenger RNA of Equus caballus (horse), 3269 nucleotides long. Lineage: Eukaryota; Metazoa; Chordata; Mammalia; Perissodactyla; Equidae. The record is from RefSeq and is a predicted model, not a curated record.